Messenger RNA from Knipowitschia caucasica, 555 nucleotides. The record is from the annotation of a GenBank genome assembly. NCBI's taxonomy places the organism in Eukaryota, Metazoa, Chordata, Actinopteri, Gobiiformes, Gobiidae.
AUGAACCUCACGAUCCUCACGAUCCUUACGAUCCUCACGACCCUCAUGAACCUCACGAUCCUCACGACCCUCACGACCCUCAUGAACCUCACGAUCCUCACGACCCUCACGACCCUCAUGAACCUCACGAUCCUCACGACCCUCACGACCCUCAUGAACCUCACGAUCCUCACGACCCUCACGACCUCACAAACCUCACGACCCUCACGACCCUCACGACCCUCACGACCUCACAAACCUCACGACCCUCACGAACCUCACAAAGUCUCAGACAGGAUCCGAGAUAGUCCUACUGUCCUUGAACUCUUCUGCAGUUUGAAUAACAGGCAAACUGGGCCACGCGUCCAGGCCCCGAGGACCCCAGAAGUCUGCCCCCGAGACCCCAGAAGUCUGCCCCAGAGACCCCAGAAGUCUGCCCCAGAGACCCCGGAAGUCUGCCCCAGAGACCCCCAGAAGUCUGCCCCAGAGACCCCAGAAGUCUGCCCCAGAGACCCCAGAAGUCUGCCCCAGAGACCCCCAGAAGUCUGCCCCAGAGACCCCAGAAGUCUGCCCUAA